UGGGUGUGGUGUCACUGUCAAAGCUGUGACCGCGUUAUUGUUAACCGGCCACCGAAAAACAAGGGCACACAACGCCGAUUAUCCAGCAGAAUGAGACGUCACAGUCUCCUCCUCUUCCUGUCGUCCUGUCUUCUGUGUGUCUGCUGUCAGCAUCAGAGACAGCCCCCCGUUGUCGAGAGUGCAGCUCACUUAUCGGUGCAUGGUCACGGCCGCCUCGACAAAAAUAUGGUCCAGGAUAAAGACCACAUUCUGGAGCAUCUGGAGGGUGUGAUUGACAAACCAGAGAAAGACAUGUCACCUCAGGAGCUUCAGCUUCACUAUUUUAAGAUGCACGAUUAUGAUGGCAACAACCUUUUAGACGGGCUGGAGUUGGCUACAGCGAUCACCCACGUCCACAGAGAGGAGAGAGGCGAGGACAGCCAGCCAAUACAAGAAGACGAUCUAAUCAAGCUCAUCGACGACGUUCUGAGGGAUGAUGACAAGAACAAUGACGGUUACAUAGACUACGCUGAGUUUGCCAAAUCACUGGAAUGACACAUCACCACGUUUAAUACUGGUGUCACUUCUUUGUCAAGCUGUUUACCCCCCCCCCCCCGGUAAAAGCACCAUUCUCUCCUGCAAGGACCAGUCUUGUCGGUAGCAAAUGAAGUUUUCUCUCCCAUCUGAAGCAGCAAAUUUGCCAAUUUAAAACAGCCAAAUGGGAAACGUAUCCCUUCUGCACUUUCCAUUCUUGCAGUUUCCUACAAUUAGUGCCUUUGUAAAGGCUGCUUCACCCAAAUCAAAUGCUCCCCUUUCCCCCCCCCCAGUCCCUUUGGAGUGUCUGGCCAAGGUUGCAUACCUUGAUUUGGGCAGUGUAAAGAUAGACCACCACUGAAGGGAUUAUUACACAAACCAAAAAGAGUGCUGUUUAAUACCAGUGCAUACAACAUGUUAGGGGGAAACUUUACGUUUCUUCCGGAAACUUGUAUCUUGAUGAUGAUUGUCAAAGUACAAAUGUACACAUAGGAGGCAAUGGCUGACAUACUCGCUGUGUUCACGCGUCCGACGGGAUACGUGACCGGAAGGUGUCAUCGCAGAGUGAAUGUAUCGCAGUGCCUGUGCAUUGCUGCCUCUUAUCACUGGAUGAGAUUGACUUGCUGCUGUUUGUUUGUAAAAAAAAAAAAAAAAAAAACGUGAAGCUCAAAUCACACACAUGCACAACUUGACAUAUUAGCUGCCUCAAGAUGAAAACAUCUUUGAAACUGUCAAAUCCAUCUGUGAUUUUUGAUAAUGUACAGUUUAUGAAUUCCAUAAAUAUAUAUUUUCCCAUCUUG
Messenger RNA from Phycodurus eques (leafy seadragon), 1313 nucleotides. It is a transcript of the gene mcfd2, whose product is annotated as multiple coagulation factor deficiency 2, ER cargo receptor complex subunit. Gene Ontology annotation, molecular function: calcium ion binding. NCBI's taxonomy places the organism in Eukaryota, Metazoa, Chordata, Actinopteri, Syngnathiformes, Syngnathidae. The record is from RefSeq and is a predicted model, not a curated record. Bases 91 to 534 code for a protein of 147 amino acids. The transcript is spliced from 4 exons.